GGCAGAAGGAACGUUUUAUCCUUAGUCGCCAUUGGCUGAUGGAUUCAAACAGGUGUUUCCCGCUUCAGUGAGGAGCGCUGUGAUUGGCUGUGGCUGCCCUUCCUUUGUGGUGAUGCAGAUUUGUCAGUAUCCGGUUUACGGCUUUUCUUAGGAUUUUUUUUUUCUUUUGUUUAUUUCUUUAGUUGUUUUGGUUUAUUAAUUGGAGAAGGCGGAGAGGAAACGUGAACCGGAGCCGUGAGCCUGACGUGAGGAGGAACAGAGGGAUCCCGGGCCGAGCCGUCGUCGUGUUCAGUGCGGCCUCCCCGUCUCGUCCUGUGGGCGGAUUGUGUAACACGAGAGAAGGAAAAAAUUCGCGACGGGCGGGCGCCGGACGCAAAGUGCGGAAAUAGGAUCCGUCCAGGAGGGAAGACAGCGCGACACCGAGAGGUCUACAGACUGACUGCGCGGUACCGCAACCUGUGUGACCCUCACCCGAGCCCCGUCUGUACUCAGUGACUGCCGGCCGGAAGAUGGCCUCGGCUCUGUACGCCUGCACCAAGUGUAACCAGCGGUACCCGUUCGAGGAGCUUUCCCAGGGGCAGCAGCUCUGCAAGGAGUGUCGUAUUGCUCAUCCUAUGGUUAAGUGCACAUACUGCAGAUCAGAGUUUCAGCAGGAGAGUAAAACCAACACUAUAUGCAAGAAAUGUGCGCAAAAUGUUAAGCAGUUUGGAACGCCCAAGCCUUGUCAGUACUGUAACAUUAUAGCAGCAUUCAUUGGCACAAAGUGUCAACGUUGCACCAACUCAGAGAAAAAAUAUGGACCUCCACAAACCUGCGAACAAUGCAAACAGCAGUGCGCUUUUGACCGUAAGGAAGAAGGCAGAAGAAAGGUGGAUGGGAAGUUGCUGUGUUGGCUUUGCACACUCUCCUACAAGAGGGUUCUACAGAAGACUAAGGAACAGAGAAAAAGCUUGGGCUCCACCCAUUCUAAUUCUUCAUCCUCUUCCCUUACUGAGAAAGACCAGCAUCACUCUAAACACCAUCAUCAUCAUCAUCACCAUCACCACCGGCAUAGCAGCAGCCACCACAAAAUAAGUAGUCUAAGUCCCGAAGGAGACCAGGGAAUUUGGAAGCAAAGUCAUAAAUCUACUACAACAAUUCAGAAUGAAACUCCAAAGAAAAAGCCCAAAUUGGAAUCCAAGCCAUCAAAUGGAGACAGCAUGUAUUAUUUUAGUAGUUCAAUCAAUCAGUCGACGGACAGUAGUGGGACAGACAACUUUGUCCUUAUCAGUCAAUUAAAAGAAGAAGUUAUGUCGCUGAAAAGGCUCUUGCAGCAGAGAGAUCAGACAAUUCUGGAAAAGGACAAGAAGCUUACUGAACUAAAAGCAGAUUUCCAGUACCAAGAGAAUAAUUUGCGGACAAAGAUGAAUGGCAUGGAAAAGGCUCACAAAGAAUCUGUGGAGCAGUUGCAGGGCAAAAACCGGGAAUUGCUGAAGCAGGUUGCAGCUUUAUCAAAGGGUAAAAAAUUUGACAAAAGUGGCAGCAUCCUGACCUCUCCUUGAGGACCUGACUACUCAGAGGACUCGGUUUAGCUGACUGGUUUAUCCUAUUUUUAUUUUAUUUUAUUUUUUUAAUUUUUCCUGUGAAGCCCUUUUUAAAAUGAUAUAGUAACAAGGGAAAUCUUUUUAGUCUAUGUUUUUAGUAACUUACCGGACUUAUCACCUUUUAAACAGACAAAAACAAACCACUUCAGCUGGCUUGAAGACACCUGGUCAUUUCUGCAAAGGCAACAGCGCGCCUCUCUACAGUAGCGCCAUUUUCAGAAAUGCGUGUACGGCAAUAAAAUAUAGGAAGACAUGCAGCAGCUGGCCUACUGGGCGGCUCACGUUUGUAGUGAGCGCCUAACAUCUGCUGUGACAAAUACAUAACUGCUGUAUUUGUAUCUAGUGAAAUGAGAUUUUUUUUUUUUAUCAAAUAUAUAAUUUUCUUUUUUUUUUUUUUUUUUUUUUUUUGUCUUUUUUACGCUAUGACAAGUUUAUUGCUGGUGCUCAAUCCCCCCCCCCCCCUUUUCGCAGACAAGAUUAAAAUUGUCACUUUGCCAGUUCAGUGUUUUCCACCUUAAUGAACAAAAAAACGGAUUAUCCCAAAAUUAAGUUAUCCGCUCUCCACAGGACUGAUUGAUGGGGUCUGACCACUGGUAGCCCCACCAAUCAGGAGAAUGGAGGGCGAUUGUCCCCCAAAUGAAUGGAGAGCAGCCGUACUGAUGCUUAGCCACCUCUUUAUUUACUGUAUAUGAGAUUUCUAAACAUCGACAAUAGGAAUCAACCUAUUAGCUUUCCCGUGUAUAGGGGAUAACUUUUUUAAUCUUGGGUUAACCCCUUUUAAAAAUAAGUCCUUCUUCUGAAUUAUCCCAUCUAUCCAGAAUCAAAUAAUCUAUUGCAGUGUUUCCCCAAUCGAGGUGCCUCCAGCAGUUGGGAAACUUCAACUCCCAGCAUUCUUGGACAGUCUUCAGCUGGGAGUUGUAGUUUUGCAACAGCUGGAGGCACCUCGAUUGGGGAAACUGAUUAAUAGCAAAGAAUGUUUUAAAAUCUGACGCCAGGGGAUGAUGGUUCAUUACAAGACUUUUUUUUAUUUGCUGAAUGUCCGUCGUUUAACAACAUUUGUAAGUCCAACAUUCUGUGCUGAAUAAUUCUUAAAUCGUGAUCAUAUUUUUAAUGUAUAGCGCUCAGAGCCCAGUUGAAUGGAGUCGUAUACCACGAUUAUUGUAAAAGGGGUAUGUCCACGGCAUAAAGUAAUUAUAGAGUGUAUAAGUAGAGUGUGCCAUUCCUUUGGCCGUGGUGUUCUGACCUCCGAUCCUGAGAAUGAAGUUGCUGCGGUACUGAUUUAGGUGCUGCGGAGUCUUCACUGUUUAUUCUCAGCACAUGGCUGCCUAUGGCCACCCAACUGAAGUGCAGCUGGCCCCAUUCACCUGAAUAGAGAGGUGCUGCAGUUCCUUUUACAACCAUGUGGCUAUGCAGGGUGAGACUGAAUGGACUGCAGCUCUAAAACUAGACCAGUGUUUCCUAACCGGUGUGCCUCCAGCUGUUGCAAAACUACUAUGCCCAUGGUAUGCUGGGAGUUGUAGUUUUGCAGCAGCUAGAGGCACCCUGGUUGGAAAUCAUCAGUCUACUCUAGCUAGA
Messenger RNA from Hyla sarda, 3158 nucleotides. It is a transcript of the gene FAM76B, whose product is annotated as family with sequence similarity 76 member B. NCBI's taxonomy places the organism in Eukaryota, Metazoa, Chordata, Amphibia, Anura, Hylidae. The transcript has 10 exons. The record is from RefSeq and is a predicted model, not a curated record. The coding region runs from base 510 to 1541 and encodes 343 amino acids.